AUGGCGUUCAUUUCCGGUCAUAUCCGGGUUCAUUUACUUACGUAUUCAGGCAAACUUGACGAUGAGUUCCCUAUUUCGUUGGUAGACUAUUAUCCCGAAAGGGCGGAACUUCCGCGCGUUGGAACCCCCGAGUCGGUGGCAAAUGUGUCGAAACCUAAAUCGACGCAGGUUGCCGAUUUUAGCGUUAUCGGCAAGGAACUUUACCGGUACAGGAAAGUAAGCAGAGGGGGAGGUGGUCAGAAGAGUGGGAACAAGGAGAAAAAAAAGGAGGCGUGUCAGAGUGUCAAAAAGUCAGACGCAGCUGCGCCUUGCGCCUUGUGCAGCCAGUGUCGGAAGGUUAUGGAAAGUCUAGAAGAUGAUGGUUUACAUACGCCAGAGCAAAUCGGCAAUCCGGAAGAGGAAAAUAAAAAGAGGGCUCAGGCAAAAAGGUACUUUGUUGUUGUCAGGUUGGGUGGUAGCCUUACGGGCUUCCACAACAUCCCAAAUAGGGACCAGUGGGACUUCGGGCUCAUCUUAUGCAGUCUGCGGAGCAUGGAAGCUCGGGAUAUCGUGAUAGAAUCUCCGAAGCAGCCAAUGUGGUUGCCUAGAAUACCGCUGACUGAAGCGCCAGGGUUUGGUGCGCCAAUGAUAGGCUGA
Aspergillus niger is the source of this 636-nucleotide messenger RNA. RefSeq lists its product as hypothetical. Bases 1 to 636 code for a protein of 211 amino acids. The record is from RefSeq and is a predicted model, not a curated record. The transcript is spliced from 7 exons. NCBI's taxonomy places the organism in Eukaryota, Fungi, Ascomycota, Eurotiomycetes, Eurotiales, Aspergillaceae.